ACAUUCAGUUCUACAAUCGCUCAGAACGUGUUUGGUUGCAACGACGAUUUAGCGGAGUGUACGCGCGGCAACUCGGUAUAAGCAUACAUAACGUGUGUGUGCGCGGUGGCAAAGCCAUCCGGCCGGUGAAGUGUUUUUGUCCAAGUUGUUAUUCCAGUAGAGUUGAUGUUUUUGUAAACAAAAUCUACUUAAUAAUAAGUUGUAAAGAUAAUAGUUUCGUGCGUGAUUUUAAUGGAGAUACAAAAAUACAUAAAUAAAUACCGCGUGAAGUUUGAAAAAUAAGGAAAAAACACGUUAAGCGGCGGCUCCGACAAAGCCACAACCAGGGACAGAGAAUAGCUUCAAUGACGAACAAUUAUUUUCCACUGUCGCUGUUUUGAAGUGAGUUUGCCAAAAACAAAUUAGUGAUUUGUUUUUGUAUAACCAAAAAAAAAAUAAAUUGUCCAAAUUUGUGUAAAUAAACUAAAAUGUCGAUGGCAUAACUUUGUGGUAAGCAAAAUCUAAAAGUUUUUGUGUAUACCAACAAAUCAAAGGAAUAAGCAGAAAUGAUUAAUCUAAAAAAAUCACUAUAAAAAAGGAGAGAAAAGGAAAUAAAGUGUACAGAAAGCGAUUGGCAAAGCAGCACAAGCAAGUAUUUUAAUAAUAAAAACAAAAAUAAAAUCAAUCACACACAGACAAUUUAACAAAACUUUUCCAAACAAAGUUCAGUAGAAAAAUAGUAUUACAACCACAAAUAAGGGAAAAAUAAAACGAUUACCACCAAUCGCCCAUCCCGUGAAAAAAUUGUGCUUAAAAUAUUAAUUUACACGCAUACAUAAAUACAUAUGUACACAUGUAUAUGCAUGCAAGUGUAUAGAGAGUGAUUAUAUAAAGCAACACAAUUAAGUGUACGGUGUUACCAAAAUGAAAGUCUCGCAACAUCUAUAGUUAUAAGAAUAACAUCAAUUGGCAACCGUGGAGUCUGCAGUAUCCGCCCAUUGGCGUGGGCCAACAAUUUCAUAAGUUAUAAAGCGACGCAAUCAACGACGUGGGCGAUAUCAAUUACAUUGAUGGCAAUGUGUUUGCUACAACACAGCAUCUUAGUUCAUCUACUAAUUAAAUAUCUGUUGAUCCUGUGCGAAAAUGGCUUAUUGACAACAAGCAAAACAACAGGUAUGUAUCACAUCAUCCUUCUUAAUGGCAUUCUUCUAAUUAGCGCCAACGGUAAUACAAUCAUCUCUGGACCAUUUCUGCAACUUGAAAAACCAGAAACCACAAGAUUGUUAAUCACAAAACAUCAUCUGUAUCAUUAUCUUCCGUGCAUUGCCACCAUUGAGGAGAACUACUACGACAUUAGCAACGAAACACACUACUUUUACACCUGGUAUCGCAAUGAUCAAGUGGUGGAGACCCACAGCCGACGCAACGAAUUCAAAAUCUAUCGCAAUGGUACACUACGCUUGCCACCAACGGAGAAGGCGGCUGGCGCUUAUCGUUGUAAAAUCAAUGCUAACACAACCGCGGUGUUGUCGGAGCUUAUCACGGUGGAAUAUCCUGUACUUAAACGCGUAACAGCUCCCGCCAAUAUAACCGCCACAACAGGUCGUCCACUCACGCUCGAGUGUCCGGUCAUAAGUGUGCCGCCAGCAAAUAUUACCUGGUUCUAUGGAAAUGUAUCGUUAUCAAAGCAAUUCGAAGACAACAGGUAUUUAAUACUUGCCAAUGGCACACUUGUGUUGCGGAAAUUGACUUUGGAUGCCGCGGGGCGCUAUAAAUGCGGGGCGCAAAAUCAAUUUGCCUCAAAGAUUCAUCGACAAUUUAUGUGGGCCUUAAAUGUCCACGAGGAUCCUACAACAACAAGCCGCAAUGAGCUUUUACCCAGUCUACAAAAUACAACGCAGUAUGUAGCAACAGGCGCCAACUGUGAGCUACGUUGCUAUGAACAAAUUGAUGGACAACCGAUCGAGUGGUGGUAUCGUACAACAUUGAAUGCCGCGCCACUGAAGAUCAGCAACCACAGCAAUGCAUACAGCAUAGAACAAGCUAGCCAGGAGGCACAUCAAGGUUACUACUCUUGCGUUACGGGAAGAAGUAAUCAGACUUUUCAUGUGAUCGUUACCUCCCCACCGGUGAUCGUCGAACCGCUCGUCUCGUACGAAACUUUGAUUACCGCUUCGUUGCAGUUUCGUUGCAGCGCCACCGGCAAUCCCCGGCCGGUGAUCAGCUGGUAUCACAACGGGGUUCCUCUCAACAGUUCCUAUACACGCUACAUCAUUGGCAACGAAUUACAUAUACACUCCUUCGAUCCGAUUGAAGCAGGCAUUUAUCAAUGCUUUGCACGCAAUCUCGCCGGGGAGGUUUACAGCGCGGGAGAGUUGCGUUUUCGCAACAAAGGCGACGAGUUGUUACUAAAAAAUCCACUGCAGAAUAUACGCUGCUAUGCGCUCAGCUUUAAUACGAUCAAUGUGACUUUUGAGAGCAACUUUUUUGAGUCGCUCUUCAUUGUGCACAUUGUGCAGAAUAAUCCACAUCGCUGGAUUUCUCCAUUUGCCCCCAUGAAACUCAAUCAUACCUCACAUUUGGUCAUUUCGAGCCACCUACCUGUUUACCGUCCAUUUGAGCUGAUUACCCGCGUACUUGUACCAACCUCGGAGAUACGUUUGGCCAAUAAGCCGCAGCAACAAACAAUACUCAGCUCAUUACGCAGCCCACCGGUGACAUGCUGCACUCAAGGAUUACUUUUACAUUUGGUUCACAUGGGCAAUGACACUUUUGUCACUUGGUCGCAACCCGAACUGGAGGGCAAGAAGUAUUUUAUAAUACAGUUAUCCUCUAAUUACACGCAACCACAUCCCAAGCAGCUGCUUAACCAAAGGCUACGCGGCACCACACAACAUGUGGAUCUAACGCCGCAGGAUGUCGCUCAGAAACUUUGUGAUAUCAGCGCGCUCAACGAGGCAGAGAUGCGCGCGGUGUUGAGAGGCGCUCAGGCGCAGUAUAUUGACAACAAUAGUCACGUGGAGUUGGAGGAGGAAUUAUUUAGCUUAGUUGUUCGAGCGAAUGUGACGGGAGUGUUGUUACCAAAUUUUCAACGCAUGAAAUUGCGCGUACUGAUUAUUACGCGUGAAAAUGAACAUCUCAGGCAAGACUUUCGCUAUGUACAAUGGAAGACGGUCGAGAACGAUACUAACGAGCUAGCCAAUACACCAUUUCGCUUAAGUAUUGUAGAGUCACGAGUGCUCACCUUUCAUUUCCGCGAGGGUUUCAAUGAAUCUUGCGUUCACGUGUGUCAUUGGCAGAUACAAUUCCCCAUUAUACGUAAAGAGGAGCCGAAAUGCGAUCAAUUGCCAAUAACUAAUUCGCAAGUAGAGAUACGAGGUCUCAAGCCAUCGGAACGUUAUCGUGUGAAUUUCUUUAGCUGUGAAACGCAAACGUUCUAUGGGCAAGUGGAUAAGCAGACAUUGCCUGAUCCACCGGGCACCAUCAGCAAUCAACGAAUUAUACGGCACAAUGGCUUAAAGCUUCUUUGGGAUCCGCCCCUGCAGCCCAAUGGGAAGAUCCAUCACUACAACAUUUUAUGGACGUUGGGCAAUGUGACGCACGAGGUGAAUGUUUUAGACUGUACUUCGUGUUCCUUUAAGUUUCCUAACAUCUCCGAGACGGCGAAAAUCAAUGUAACUGUACGCGUUGUAGGUGAAACCGGCGUCGGUGCUCCAAUUUUUAUCGAUUUGCGCAGCAUUAGCCACCAUUCGCUCGAAAUUGAAUGCCCUUCCAGCGAAUCGGAAGUUUACAGUGGCAUCAUAAUCGGUUCGUUGCUUUCUGUUGCCUGUGUGAUCAUAUUUGCAUUGCUGAUCGUUUUUCAACGACGUCGUUAUAAGGCGCGGACGCAGGGUCCCACACAUCUAAGUUCGCCAUCAGAUAUGAAUUUUGGCAAUUUGAAUAAUCCAAGCAUACCCAGCGAAAGCGCAGGUGGCUUAAGCGGCAGCACUUUUCAACAAGAUUGCCAUGAAAUGCAAACGCUGAUACCGAAAAGCGGGGGCUAUUUGGAUUUAAAUGCCACUCGCGCAAAAGAGUACCAGACUACGCAGCUGCCAAAUGGCAACGGUAAUGGCAAAAUCAUACGACGGCAACUUACCGUCGAAAUGGAGCCGAAUGUCAGUGGCGCGCCGAACGAAAAUGAGCUGGAAGGUCGAGCGAAUGUGUCGCAGAUGCCUUUAUGCAACUCAACACCAGAGAAGCCGCCACAAGAUGGAGCGCAACCAUUUUUCAUACCCUUUAAGCAGACGCCGCCCAACACAGUGGCAACAGCGCUGCGCAAACAUAGUUCCUCAGGUAAUUAUGCCAACAGCGGUGGCGCGUGCAGCGUAGGCGGUGCGAGCGGUUAUAUCGUACCGCCAAAUACGCUGCCGUUUAUUUCAACGCCACCUACAACACUGACGCUUGGCGUAGCUGGUCAACAGCGGAGCGGAAGCCUCAGCAGCAGCAGUUGCGGUGGUAGUGGUGUCGGCAGCGGUGCCGGCGGUCCUAACAGUAGUCGUAGUAGUAGCAAUAGCAGUAAGAAACAGUUCCAUGCAAAUUACUCUAAACAUUCCAAAUCGAAUGAUGUGAUUUGUUUGCUCGCGGACGAGGAGGUGGCAGCAACACUGACGCCAACUAGCGAAGCAGCCGUGGCGUUGGCAUUAACUAAUGGUUUCAAGGCAGCAGCAACGGCGAGAGCCGUAGACGAUUGCUCAGCGCCAGCGUGUGCUACACGAACUACAAGGGACACUAUUUCCGAACAGCAACCAGCCACGCUAGCAACAACUACUGCCACCAUGCAUGCGCCCGCCCCUCAAAAGAAUACUUCUUCGUCGCUAAUUAGUCCUGCCACUCAGCCGAAACGCGGCAAUGCUGUGAAGCUGACGAAAUCGUCUGCGGAGCAGAAGCCACGCAGUUCAGCAGCGCCAAGCCGCGGACACAAUUCCAUAGUUCCUGCCUUCGGAUCGAUUGCUGCAUCGACCAGUGCGACUGUCACUGCGACAUCCGCCAAUCCAUGGUGCACAAAUACACCACAGCUCACAGCGGCAGCGCCAGCCACUGCCGCAGCCGCAGCCGCAGCGUCUGUGCCCAGCAGUAGCAGUAGCAGCACGUUUAGUGUAGCUUUUAGUAGCGCGCAUCGACGCCCAAAUGUCGAUCCAAAUGGUUGAGCAGGCGCGCAAAAGUAUUAAGUUAAAGGGAAAUGUAGGAUUAACGUGCAUACAUAAGUUUGGAGGGUAAAACUUUAUAAGAGUAAAUGAAGGAAAAUUUAAAAAUGAAACACAUUCAGGAUAAAAAUAGUGAUUAAGCGUCAACGCUGUCGCUGCCGCCUCAGGCAUAUGUAGGCGGGCACGCGCGUGCGCUUCAAACGUAAAGGAAAACAUACAAACUACAAAGCAGUAAACAUAAACAUUCCAAAACCUAAGUAUGUGUAUACAUACAUACAUAAACAUAGGAAAUAAACAUACAUAUACACACCUAUA
Molecule: messenger RNA, 5477 nt
Organism: Rhagoletis zephyria (snowberry fruit fly)
Lineage: Eukaryota; Metazoa; Arthropoda; Insecta; Diptera; Tephritidae
Gene: plum
Product: IgSF transmembrane protein plum
Molecular function (GO): protein binding
Source: RefSeq, a predicted model, not a curated record